This is a messenger RNA of Lobosporangium transversale, 1638 nucleotides long. RefSeq lists its product as hypothetical. The transcript has 4 exons. The record is from RefSeq and is a predicted model, not a curated record. NCBI's taxonomy places the organism in Eukaryota, Fungi, Mortierellomycota, Mortierellomycetes, Mortierellales, Mortierellaceae. The coding region runs from base 124 to 1452 and encodes 442 amino acids.
AUUAUCACAAAAAAAUAAACUCAACUCGUCUUUAUACGACAACAACUGAUCUAUAACACUUUUCCAUCCCAUCCUAUCCUUCCUUUCACAUUUUAACACUCAUAUACAAAGACACAUUCAAAAAUGAGCUCAGCCUGGUUUGACGUUAGAUGCAAUUCAUCCAGCUCCAGUAGCUUUGCCUCUAGACUUGGCAUACGAGACACUGACACCGAACAGAAUACCAGGACAUUAAAACAGCCUUCAAUAGAACAGUUGGUUGAUAAAGCACAAAGCAAUGCUGGUCUGUUGUAUGAAAUGAUCACAGCCAUAAACGAACAGAGUGAGACUCUUUCCACCUUUGAACAAAACGAUCUUAUUCAGACUUUAUAUCGCGAGUGCCAAGAAAUGACAAAUAACCUUAAUGAGCGUAUCUGGGAAAGCUCUGGCUCAAGUUCCAUUGGACUAUCUCAGUCUUCUGAAUCCAAUGUGAACGAUGAGGCACAAACUGUAUUAUUAAUUUCAUGCCUUGAACAGGUUCAAACUUCACUACGCCGAUAUCAAGAAUGCAAGGAUUUUUUGAGCGCUAAAGCGAUGCAAGAGGAAGAAAAUGCACUUGAACAGGCCUAUGUGUCAACCCAGCCCAUCGACCACAUUCAAGUUCAUGGACGUCAUAUUGACAACAGCAGCACUUUUGCUGCUGCUGCUGCUGCACUAGAUAAUCACAAAGCCAGUGAUGACUAUUAUGAUCAUGGCUAUGUCCGUGACAAAGAGGAUUACGAUCAAGGCUAUACCAUGGAUCAAUCAUUCCUAUCUCACUUUCGCGAAUCAGACGAACCCUAUGCUUCAUGGCAUUUGGAUCCUCGAAAGGAUUUCAAGGCUAACCAGUCAAAGCUGAAGACUGGGAUUAGUAUGGAGCAAAUACGACAGCUUUGCAAUGAGCGAAAGAUGAAGAGAUGGGUAGAAAAGAAUCCUCAAAACAGUGUUCAUGGAAUCAAAGAAGAUCCACUGAAGCUUAGGCCUGAAAUGUUGACAUUGGAUGAUGCUACCCAGGAAGACGACCUUUUGGAAGGAGCUGCGACUGAGGAGCCAAAGGAAGCUGAAGACCAUGCAGAAGAAUCAAGCGCUCGGCUGAAAGUAGAAGAAUCAAAACCAACCACUUCAUUGGAACUAAAAGAGUCAAAGUCAAGCUCUCCAAUGGGAGUAGAAGAGAAUGGAGGACAAAAAGAGAACUUUGAGUGCAUUCAGACCAGUGGAGAUAAGGGUAAUGAUGAUAUUGGGAACGAAGAAGAAGGUGGUAAAGCUGUGCAGGUGAAGAAGGAUGAACAAGACGAGAAGGUAUCAGCUAAGGCUGAAAAGGAUGACGACAAGGACGACAACGACGACAAGGAUGCUUUAUCUGAUGAAUCAUGGGAAGAAAUCCCUGAGCAUGGCAUUGCGAAUCUGCUGGUUGAGGAUGAGAACGGACUGGAAUAAGCGAGAUGCAGCGUGGAACAAAAUUUGUCAUUGUCGCUGUUGUCGUCUCUGUCCUUAUCAUCCUGAAAUACCAAGCCAAAUACUAUACUGCUAUACUUUUGCUCUAUCACUAUUGACCAACGAUUGUUAAGAGUUGUAAAAUAAACAGAGAUGGCCGCAGCGGCAUAAAUGGCGAUGUGACUCGUG